UAUUUGCGUUUUGUCUCCAUCUGGUGGUCAGAAGCGGAACCACCCUCAGAAUGAGUGUGGGGGAAAACAAAUCAGUGCCUGGUUGCUGAGUUUUAUUUCCCUGCAUGUAAAAGUUUUACAGGCAGAGCCACGGUCCGGUUCUGGUGUCAGUCCAGGGCGUCCUGCCUGCCCGGUUUCAAUCAGGAAUCAAGAAGCGUGUCGGGAUUGUACUCGAGGGGAGGAGGAGGUGAAGAAAAAAAAAAUUGCAGCCGCCAUCUUUUGGAAGUGACUGGGAGUGGAGAGUUAGCGCUUAACGCUAGCGUUCGGCUGUUGACAUCGGGAUUGUUUGGCAUUUAUGAUCUGAAGCUGCGUCCGAAAAACAACAACAACAACAUCCCAUGCAACACUCAUUUUUCAAUCCUGUCAUUUCAACGACUUGGAGGGAUUCCGCAGGGGCAGAAAAGGAGUAAUAAAUCCCCCUAUCCCAGGAGUUCAGCGGCAAAUCUGGGCUCCAGUCCGUCCGUGGCUCCAGGAGGCCAGUUGUUUGCUAACACUGCGCUUCCCUGGAUUACUGCGUCGGAGGCUAGGUGAAGGAACCAGCCGAGCCACCGCGUCCCUUCUCUGGACUUCUGGUUUGGGUCGAAACUGGCCGGUUGGACGGGUCCCUAUGCACACGCUGCCACUCUCUGGCAGAUGAGUCAUCAUCGGGGGCUUGCGCGUCGCAGUCGCACGGCCAGAUAGUCCCCUGCGAGCGCAGCAUGCCCUCCACCAGCAGGGCAGGGAACCUCAAGGACCCCGAGAUUGCAGACCUGUUCUUUAAGGAUGACCCUGAGAAGCUCUUCACUGACCUGCGUGAGAUCGGACAUGGCAGCUUCGGGGCUGUGUACUUCGCACGUGACGUGCGGACCGCAGAGGUGGUGGCCAUUAAGAAGAUGUCCUACAGUGGAAAGCAGUCCAAUGAGAAAUGGCAGGACAUCAUCAAAGAAGUAAAAUUCUUACAGCGAAUUCAGCACCCUAACAGCAUAGACUAUAAAGGAUGCUACCUACGCGAGCACACAGCAUGGCUUGUGAUGGAGUACUGCUUGGGUUCAGCUUCCGACCUCCUUGAAGUUCACAAAAAGCCCCUUCAGGAAAUUGAGAUUGCCGCUAUUACCCAUGGUGCUUUGCAGGGGCUUGCCUACCUUCACGCUCAUAACAUGAUUCACAGGGAUAUCAAAGCUGGGAACAUCCUGCUGACUGAACCUGGCCAGGUGAAGCUGGCAGACUUUGGUUCUGCCUCCAUCGCUUCUCCGGCCAAUUCUUUUGUUGGGACGCCAUAUUGGAUGGCCCCAGAGGUGAUUCUGGCUAUGGAUGAGGGGCAGUAUGAUGGAAAAGUAGAUGUCUGGUCUCUUGGGAUCACCUGUAUAGAACUAGCGGAGAGGAAGCCGCCUCUGUUCAAUAUGAACGCAAUGAGUGCCUUAUACCAUAUAGCGCAGAAUGAGAGCCCAACACUGCAGUCGAGUGAAUGGACGGAUUACUUCAGAAACUUUGUCGACUCUUGUCUUCAGAAAAUCCCCCAAGACAGACCACAAUCCGACGACCUGCUCCAGCAUGCAUUUGUUCAGCGCGAAAGACCAGACACUGUCCUGAUUGAGCUGAUCAUGCGGACCAAGGAUGCAGUCCGAGAGCUGGACAACUUGCAGUACCGCAAGAUGAAGAAGCUCCUUUUUCAGGAGGCCCACAAUGGGCCAGCAGCUGAAGUUCAGGAAGGAGAUGAGGAGCCUGAGCAUGGGGCUGGGCGUACAGGCACAGUGAAUAGUGUAGGAAGUAACCAGUCCAUCCCCAGCAUGUCCAUCAGUGCCAGCUCUCAAAGCAGCUCUGUCAACAGCCUUCCUGAUGCUGCAGAUGAUAAGAGUGAACUGGACCUGAUGGAAGGAGACCACACGGUCAUGUCCAACAGCUCGGUCAUUCACCUCAAACCUGAAGAAGAAGAGGUUUACCAAAAUGACCCGGAGGCACGUGGUCAUCCAUCAGAGGCCCAGGCAGCUCCAGCGCAGCCGCCCCCGCGCAAAUACCACCGCAACCGCGAGCACUUCGCCACCAUUCGCACAGCCUCACUGGUGACGAGGCAGAUGCAAGAACACGAGCAGGACUCUGAGCUGAGGGAGCAGAUGUCGGGCUACAAGCGCAUGAGACGGCAGCACCAGAAGCACCUGAUGGCCCUGGAGAACAAGCUCAAGGCCGAGAUGGAUGAGCACAGACUGAAGCUGGACAAGGAGCUGGAGACUCAGCGGAAUAGUUUCGCAGCCGAGAUUGAGAAACUGGUGAAGAAACAUCAAGCGGCCAUGGAGAAAGAUGCCAAGUCUUUUGCCAGCGAUGAGAAGAAGUUCCAACAGCACAUCCAGGUCCAGCAAAAGAAAGAGUUAAGCAGCUUUCUCGAAUCCCAGAAACGAGAGUAUAAACUACGCAAGGAGCAACUGAAAGAGGAGCUGAACGAGAACCAGUCGACCCCCAAAAAGGAGAAGCAAGAAUGGUUGUCCAAGCAGAAGGAGAACAUCCAGCACUUUCAAGCCGAGGAGGAAGCCAACCUGCUCCGCCGACAGCGGCAGUACCUGGAGCUCGAGUGCCGCCGCUUCAAACGCCGCGUCCUCAUCGCCAGACACAACAUAGAGCAGGACCUCGUGCGAGAAGAGCUGAAUAAGCGCCAGACCCAGAAGGACCUGGAGCAUGCCAUGCUGCUGCGUCACCACGAGUCCAUGCAGGAGCUGGAGGUGAGGCAGCUAAGCACCAUCCACAAGAUGAGGACCGAGCUCAUCCGCCUGCAGCACCAGACCGAGCUCACCAACCAGCUGGAAUACAACAAGCGCAGAGAGAGGGAAUUGCGCCGCAAGCACGUCAUGGAGGUCCGACAGCAGCCCAAGAGCUUAAAGUCCAAAGAGCUACAGAUCAAGAAGCAAUUUCAGGACACGUGUAAGAUCCAGACACGGCAGUACAAGGCCCUCAGGAACCACCUGCUCGAGACCACGCCCAAGUCAGACCACAAAGCCGUGCUGAAGAGACUGAAGGAAGAGCAGACGAGGAAACUGGCCAUUCUCGCCGAGCAAUACGAUCACUCCAUCAAUGAAAUGCUCUCCACACAGGCCUUGCGCCUGGACGAGGCCCAGGAGGCGGAGUGUCAGGUGCUAAAGAUGCAGCUCCAGCAGGAGCUCGAGCUGCUGAACGCGUACCAGAGUAAGAUCAAGAUGCAGACAGACGCGCAGCAUGAUCGUGAGAGGAAAGAGCUGGAACAGAGGGUCUCGCUGCGCAGAGCCCUCCUGGAACAGAAGAUCGAGGAGGAGAUGGUGACACUGCAGAACGAGCGCUCGGAGAGAAUCCGCAGCCUGUUGGAGAGACAAGCUCGUGAGAUCGAAGCCUUCGAUUCGGAGAGCAUGCGCCUUGGAUUCAACAACAUGGUGCUGUCCAACCUGGGCUCGUCUGACGGUCACAGCCACAGCUUUCCAGGUGCACCGGGUGCAUGGGGUUCACCGCACAGUACCGGAUCACAGGGGCCGCAAUGGGGGAGCAGCCAGCAGGGCCACCAUCAUCAUCACCACCACUACCACCACCACCACCAGCACCAUGCCAGCCAGAGCGGCUCCAUCCAGCAGCCAUGGGGACACAGCGGGCAUUCCCCCUGGGGACACCACGGCGCGGGUGGCAGCCAGCGGUCCAGCGGCAGCGGAGCACGGAACAGCCCUCAGGCGGCACACCGGACCUCAGCGGGAGGCCGCAGCGAGCAGGGCAUGAGCAGGAGUGCCAGCAUCGCCUCUCAGAUCUCCAACGGCUCGAACCUGUCAUACACAUAAACCACCCCACUCUAACACCCCCCUCCCCCACACACACACAUACGUGCAGAAACUCCUUCUCACACACACACACACACACACACACACACACACACACACAUAUAUAUACCUACGCCGAGAGGGGCAUGAUGCCAGGGUCAGAGAGGAGACACAGAGCUGUUUGGGGGUAUUUACUCCCACUGUCCCUCUUCUACAAUUAUAAUUUUUUUUGCAGUUGUGAAAACACGCCCCUGAAAACAAAAUGCACCUUAAUCCUCUUUGGGAACAGAUUCAAAGAGUUUAGAAAUCUCACUCCAAAGCUAGAGAAUGCACUGGAUAUGACAUGAAGUCAUUGUGACAGUGUCUUAAUAUGACCGAUGGAAUGUGUGUGCGUGUGUGUGUGUGUGUGUGUGUGUGUGUGUGGUUAUAAAUGUCUAAGAUAAAGAGCGCUGGUGUUCGAGCAAUUAUAGAGGCAUAUAUAUAUAUAUAUAUCAGGCAUAACAUUAUUAUAUAAUCAGUGUUAUUCACUUCACCGCUCAUAAUGUUAUUGACGUGUUGGAAAAAAGAAAUGGGCGAGCGUAAGGAUUUGAGCGC
Messenger RNA from Silurus meridionalis, 4376 nucleotides. It is a transcript of the gene taok1b, whose product is annotated as TAO kinase 1b. Lineage: Eukaryota; Metazoa; Chordata; Actinopteri; Siluriformes; Siluridae. The record is from RefSeq and is a predicted model, not a curated record. Gene Ontology annotation, molecular function: protein kinase activity; ATP binding. The coding region runs from base 738 to 3803 and encodes 1021 amino acids. The transcript has 20 exons. Gene Ontology annotation, biological process: protein phosphorylation; execution phase of apoptosis.